Molecule: messenger RNA, 3808 nt
Organism: Uranotaenia lowii
Lineage: Eukaryota; Metazoa; Arthropoda; Insecta; Diptera; Culicidae
Exons: 3
Coding region: 78-830 (250 amino acids)
Source: RefSeq, a predicted model, not a curated record
CAUUUUCCAAAAAGGACGAGGAACCCGAACAUCGAACAGAAAAUCGUAGACCAUUUUAUCCGCGCAAAGAGGGAUUCAUGUUAACGUCAGCCGCCGAUAUGCUUCGACCACAUCAGCUAAAUCCCUCCCGGAACAUUCGCGAAAAAAUGAGAAUCUUCGAGCAAGAUGCGAGCUUAGACAGCUCGGCCCAACGGAGACGAUACUCGGACACAUCGGCGCUGCUUCUUGCCGGUGGUGGAGGUGGAAUUCAAUCCGCCGGACGCCAUCAUUAUCAUAAUCAGAACCAAAGAUCCCUGGGCGAGUGCGAUCUGAUAGGACAAACGGCACCGCUUACCUUUGUCAGGAAUCCAAAUAGCAACAACAACGACCCAACCAGUAGAAUGAUGCCACCAAUCAACGGAACUAGUGCCAACGGCUCCGACAGCCAGGGCCUGAUUAUGCCCAAGAAGCUGGUCAAUCCCUGCGUCGAAUCCAUGGAUCGGCAGAACCUGCACCGGGAGCUGAUGUUCAAUCAGAAGAUGGGCAAAAACGUGCUGAACCAAAAGUCGGAGCUGCAGCGAGCGCUCGAAAAGCAGAAGGAACGCCAAAUCCUCGCGGCCCAGAAUCUCGCCAAGCAGCAGGCCCAGGAACAAUCGAUUGCCAACGAGCUGGGCCGGGUGAUCAUGCAGCGGGCGGCCCGUCUGGAGCAGAAAAAUGCCGCCGCAGCUGCCGCUGGGUCCCAGGACGGUGGCGACGGAGGCGACUCCAUCAACCCGGAAUAUCUGAUGGCCCGAUCGAAGCUUCGGGCGACGACGGCUGCUGCCGCACCACCGGCCGUUUAUUCGAAGUAGGGUGGUCUCCCAAAAGCAUAUUUAUCUAAGAAUCUUUAGUUCUGUAAGGAUUUCUCGAUUUUAACCGACAAACUUGGGCGCGGACAGACCGCGAACGUUAAUUUUAGAUAAACUUUCGAUAGUUUCUUUCCGUGUUUUUAACGUUUUAGUUUUAACGUCGUGUAUGUAGUUUUGUACUGGAGUCCUAAAAGAGACAGAGAGAGAGGGAACAUAAUAGAAGGACAAAUCAAGAUAAGUGAUAGUAUUGGUAUUAUCUCUGUGUAACACGAUUUCCACACAUUCUUGUUUUACUGAAUAUUAGACUAAUUUUUGAACUCUAAACUCAAGUUUAAUUGAAGAAAUCUGAAAAAGAAAUGGUUUAUGAACGACUAUCCCUUCAAAGUCUUUCUCGUAUAUUUUCUCUGAGAACAGUUAAAAGAUACAAAAAUAGAACGAAAAUAUGAUCACGAAAACUUUUCAAAGUUGAAAGCAUUUAAAUGGAUUGAAGCAAAAAAAAAAAAAGAAUAAUAAUGAAAAUAUUUGUACACUAAUGCAUAAUCAGAAGUAUUUAAAAACAUUACAAAUAACAAACAAACAAGUAAACAGAAAAAGAUGCAAUAAAUGAAAUUUAUUUACUCCGAGAAAAGUGAAUAAAACAAAAAACCGAAACAAGUGAAGGCAAAAUGCUUUAAGUAGUUCUAAUCAGUUAUAUUUAUCAAAUUUUUUUACCUUCCCUUAAAUUUGUUUUCCAUCUUUCGAACACUGUUUAGAAAAAAAAAUAACGAAACGAAAAUCUUAUCCAAUCUGUUGAAAAUGUGCGGUUUGUUUAGUUCUUUUGAAGAAUAUGUUUAGGAAGAUUAGACGUUUAAGUGAAUCAAAAGGAUACGAAAGGGAUGAUGGAAACGAUAAUUGAAAAAAAAACAAGUAACAUUCGAAAAAACGGUAGCAAAAAUGUGAUAGAAACCUCUUAGAAGCAUAACCGUUUUUUGACUCAAAUGCAAAUUUGGAAGUUAACUCAAUUUUCGACAUUUUUUUUUCAUCAUAUUUCUAAAGAUCAUUCAAUUUUAAUUAAAUCAAGACCAAUUGCGGCUUCCAAUUUAAUACAAAAAAUUGCAACCUUUUACCAACUCAAAUGCCACAAUAAAAUAUCAUCUCACCGCUAAAAAGACACAAAUGGAAAGGCCUUCGAAAAUGAGCUACAGUCAAUGGGUAAAACUGGACCGAACUGCAUUUUUAUAACCACACACACCCUAGAAUCAAUCGAUAAGAAACAAAAAGUGUGAACAUGUUCAAUCAACCAAAAUGAGAAACAUCAUACAAUUACAUAUACUCGAGCAUCAAUCACUUUACUGAAUGUUAGAAAUGGUAAUCGAAUGUUUUACUCGAAACAUAUACAUUUAGGAAAACACCUUUCAUCAUACUCACAACAACAUAACAUCAAUCUACCUAUUACAACAACCCAUCAUGGUUGGAAAUUUAUGAAAGAAGAUUGCAAACCGAAAGACUCAGUAAAAUUGGACUGCGAAAAACGAAACACAAAUUUUCCCAAAGUGAACAACCAACUACCGACAACAAGUAGAGAAGCAAUUCAAGUUAACAGACCCCCCCUUAAAAAUGUGUAGAUUUGUAAAUGAAUGGAUAAGAAACCCUGAGCGAAACACAAAAAGAUUUCGGGAACCUGACAGUUGGAAUAUCCAAACCCAACCACCCUCAAAAAGAAAUUAAAAAAAAACAAUUCACUCAUUAAAAAUAAAAAAAACCCAAAGUUUGGCCUUGCUAGAGAUUCGUAUUUGUGUGGAAUCAAAACCAAAAGCCGGAUAAAAUUAACAAACUAAAAUCUGUAAAAGCAAAAAAGGUAUUAGCUAUUCAUAUAUUUGUAGUAAACUCUGAAGAACUUGGAAGACAAAAAUUUGUACAAUUGGAAUUACCUACCUUAUUAGGAUAUAGAGUGAUCGAGAACAUUUCCCAAAAUCAAAACCACCCAAUCCAAAAUCCACCCUCUUAAACGUUGCCAACAAAAUUCACCACUUAAAGCAUAAAUUAAAAAAAAAACAAACACAAAACAGUACGAAAGUAUAUCAACUAAAAAGUUAAAUAAUUAGAGGUUCAAAUAAUCUAUCAAGCAGACAGCUUCAAUAAAGUUACAUGAGUUUCUCAAACGAAUCAGAAUCUGAAAAUCAAAUAACUUACAUCAGCAUGUACUUUUAAAUUAGAGACAGCGCUAUAAAAGGAGUUCACAAUACCUGGAUUUUUUUUUAGUUUAAAUUCAAAGUUUUACAACAGUCAUUAGCAAGUGUUACAGUUUCAAACUUCCCUUAAUUUGCUAAACUGCAUAUAACAAGCAUAAAGGGUUAUUUAACUUAUUCAAUCAAAUUUCACAGAUCGAUCGAUUGAUUGCCGGUGAUAAGUUUUGAGGUUUGUCGUCUAAGAAUACAAUUUGUCUGAAAAAUUGAAAACGAGAUGAUGAAAGAGUGUGACUUUUUUAGUCGCUGAACGAAAUGAGUAAACACAUAAAUGAGACCCAAACAAGUUUGUGCCUACGAGAGGCCCACACGUUAUAGGUAGAGGAAAAAAAUCGAACGGAUUUUAGAAGUAUGUAACCAUUUAGAGCAGAAUGUUGUUGUGAAUUGUGAUUGUUUUGUCUUUAGAGCAGCGAAUAGGAUUGGGUGUCUACUAAUCUGAACAGAGAAAGAGUAAACUCAAACAACACAGGCACAGGUGGAAACAAACAUACUGAAAUCUACUACCCUACCUACCCUACGCCUAGAACAUUAAUAAGCAAAAAAAAACAAACAAAAAACACACAGACAGAACUACAGUACUGUAAACGUGAAAGUGCGCAUAUGGUGAUGAUGAUUGUAUAAAGUUACGCAGUCCCCAUGAAAAAUGUACUGUUGUUAACACUUAUGCACGGUAGUAUAAGCAUGAAGUGGCAAAACCAGUCGAAUCAGAAGGAAGGAAGAGGAUAAAUAAAACUAUUUUAACUCGAAACAAACAAA